Messenger RNA from Triticum turgidum subsp. durum (durum wheat), 699 nucleotides. Lineage: Eukaryota; Viridiplantae; Streptophyta; Magnoliopsida; Poales; Poaceae. The record is from the annotation of a GenBank genome assembly.
AUGCCGAGGCCUCCUCCGCCCGGCCGAGGGGCUCCGGGCGCCAGGCGGCCGAUGCGGGACUUCUUCGCGGCCUGGCUCGCCACCCUCCGCUCGCCGCUCCUCCCGUUGCUCCGCCGCGCGCUCUCCUCCUCCCCAGGCGCCUGGAACGACCCAUUAUCAUCGGCAGCCGCCGCCGUCGAUGCCCACUUCGAGGCGCACUGGUCCGCCCUCGACUCGGCCGCCCGCCAGGACCCCGCCCAGGUCAUCUGCGCCGGAGAUUGGCGGUCGCCCCUGGAGCUCCCCUUCCUCUGGCUCGGCGACUUCCACCCCUCCCUCCUCACCUCCCUUCUCCGAUCGCUGUCGCCUUCGCCGCGGCUCCUCGCCUCCGCCGACCGCGUCGACCGCCGAAUCCGCGCCGCCGUCCCCGUCCUCUCCGACCGCCUCCGCCACGCCCAGGAGGUCUUCACCUCCGCGGAGGUGGCUGGCGGGGCCGACCUGGAGGCGUUCUUGGAAGAGCUCAAGGCCGUCGCCCUCGAGGCUAAUCGGCUCCGUCGGGGCGUUCUUUCGGAUCUCGUUGCUGCCGCCGGUGGGCACCAGGCGGCGCUCUUCCUCGAAGCUCUGUCGCGCUUCGUGCUCUCCAUGCACGACCCGGAGGUGCUCCGCCGCUUCGACCAUUGUCGCCCCUCGCCUGGCAUCUUUGGGAGACACGAGGCGCGGUAG